Adineta ricciae is the source of this 2832-nucleotide messenger RNA. NCBI's taxonomy places the organism in Eukaryota, Metazoa, Rotifera, Eurotatoria, Adinetida, Adinetidae. The record is from the annotation of a GenBank genome assembly.
AUGAAAAUUUUCGUCACAUCAUUAUUAUCAUUGGUAUUACUUGUAGUUAUUAGUUAUAUUUCAGCUGGAAUAGUACCUGAAGAUUCAUCAAUUUCAAAUGAAACAUUAAAUAACAGAACAGAUUGGACAUUGAAUGAACUCGAAGGAAUCGAUUCUGGUCUUGUUGAUGGGAACGGAAGUCGUAUUGAAGAUAACGAACGAUCAGCACGUCUUCGUCGUUCAUGUGAUUGUUGGACAACACUUGGUCGAUGUAUGUCCAGUGGUAGUAGACAAUGUUACUUUGUGAAUGGACCAAGUAUUGUCAAAUGUGUCGGAGACUCAAGUUGGAAACGAGUUCGUCGUUGUCCAUCAGGAUGUGCAUGGAAUAAUGAUAAUCCUUACUAUGUGUUUGUCCUUGGAGAUCCACAUUCAACCGAAUUAUUCAUUCAACUUUUAUCUUUGAAUAACUCUCCAAUGGUUUUGAAAAAUGAUGAAAGAUUGAAACUUGAUUUACGACACGGUUACAUUUUUUCUCACAUUUUAUUCGAAUUUUGGUCAUUUUCUGUCGUUUCAGGUGAUGUUUCAUUGGAAAAUCUUCAUUUAAAACCUGAAGCUUUGAUUGGAUUUGGUAUUCCUGUAACAGUUGCUGUUGGAUUUAUCGAAAAGUUAUCCAUCGUCAUUCCAUGGAAAAAUCUUCAUUCAAAUCCAACAAAAGUUUAUUUAGAUGGUUUAUAUAUGUUAAUUGUUCCGAAAAACGAGGUUCGCCAAGAUCUUCGUGAAUAUCAUGAAGAAAAAAUGAAGAAAGUUCAAAGAAAAUUGGAUAAUCUUCGGAAAACAACGUCAGAUGAAAAGAAAUUUGAAGAAAAAGAAAAAAGUUUCUUCGAACGAAUGAAGAUUCAAAUGAUGCAAAAUCUUCAAUUAAAUGUGAAAAAUCUUCACAUUAGUUAUGAAACGAUGUCAACAACGAAAUUAGGUCAUCCAUUUUCAUUCGGAUUUACAAUUUCUUCUUUACAAUUUCAUUCAUCAACCAACUCGGAACAAAUCGGAAAAAACAAAGAAAAUUCUUUGAUCAUCUUCAAGUUGAAUGAAAUGAAUGAUUUUUCACUUUAUUGGAAUACAAAUUGUCAAUCGAGAAUCAAUCUUCCUUUUCAAUGUGUUCUCGAUGAUUUGAAAUCGAAGAUCGCACGAGAUGAUCAGAAACCCAAACGAUAUGUGAUGAAUUAUGUUUUUCAUCCAACAAAUUUGAAAUUUCAAUUGGAAAUGUCAAUGAAAUUUGCAGAACAGAAUUUCGAAAAACCAAUUGUAAAAAUUGAUUUUCGAAUCGAAGAAAUGAAUUUUGAAAUUGAUCCAAAACAAUUCUCUGAUCUAUUAGAUUUUGUUAAAUUUCAAAAUUAUUCCGUUUUUUACGAUCGUUGUCGAGAAUAUCGUCAAUUAUAUCUUAAAGAAUAUCUUUCAAAUUCAACAUUAACAUCAGAAGAAUCAAAUCGAAUUUAUAUCCUCGAGUCGAAAUUGGAUGUUUAUACAAUGGCGUAUAUCAGACAUAGUAUCGAAUUAGAAUUUCAUCGUCAAGGUGAAAAUGAAAAAGAAUAUUCUUGGUGGAAUUGGUGGUGGAAAGAAAAAGAAAAUUCAACUCAAAAUCAACUUCAAAAUAAUCCGGGAGAAUUUUUCUCAGAAGAAUCAUUGAAUACCGAUGUGAAUAUUGAAAUCAAUAAACUUGGAUUCAAUUUAUUAUUUCCGAAAAGAAAAAGAAAAUCACAUGAAAAUAACGCCAUUAUAAGUCAUAUUUCAAUUGAAAAUACUCAAAUUAGUUAUAAACGUCGAACAAUUUCAUCGAGUAUCUUAUGUGUUCUCAAUUUGGGAUAUUUUCAAAUCUUUGGUUUAAAAUCUUCUGACAAUUCUCGUCCGUUGAUGUUAACAUCAGCAAUGAAAUCAUUGAAUUCAUUAAUUCAUAUUGAAUUUGAAUUGGCACCAAUUAAUAAACAAUCCGAUUAUCGAUUUCUAUUAUUAAUGGAACCAUUGACAAUAAUUUAUCAUGCUGCGACAAUUAAUGAAAUUGUGGAAAAUUUUGAACCAAUUCGAGAAGAUUAUUUACCCUUUAUCGUACCAAAAAUGAAAGAAAGAACAUUUGAAGAAAUUGAAAAAGAUUUGUUGAAUAAGAAAAUCUUUGAUAUGACAAUUGAAAUCAAGGGUUUAUCGCUUUUGUCACCGGAAAAUGGAAUUUAUACUCAAGAUUCGAAAUUAGUUUGUGUUCAAUUUCAGAAUCUUCUGAUCAAAUCAGUAUUGAACAACAACAAUCAAGAAAAUACGGAAGAAAGAAGAUUUUAUGUGAAAUAUAAUUUAAUUCUGAAUGAUCUCAAAAUAGUUUAUUUAAGACCACAUAAAGAUCGAAUUGAUGUUUUGAAAUCAAUUCCACAAUUGAAAACAACUUUUUAUAAAUGUAUUUAUUCUGAUCAAAUGAAUUUCAUGGAUUGGAAAAUUGAUUUUCAAAUAAAUCAAAUGAAUUCUGUGAAUUUAUCGAAAAGAACGUUAAAGAAAUUAACGCGUCAUUUACAAUCAAUUCCAUUGUUUUAUUCAUCAAUGACACAAACAAUUCAACGAGUGAAUCUUUUCUUCAAAAUAUUUUCUCCAUAUUCAACAAUUCAAUUUGACGUGGCAAUUCAAAACUCUUCCUUCGUUAUUACGCGUUCACAAAAGUCUAUUCAAACAAAUUUCUAUGGUCGUCUAUUGAGAACAAGAUUAAAUGAAGAUCAAUUAAUUAGUUCAUUUGAAGUUGCAUUUAGAGAUCUUAUCAUGACAUUAUCAAAUCAGUCGUUCUAUCGAAAGGAUUCGAUUCAAAUAAUGUAUUUUAAUUAA